Messenger RNA from Necator americanus (New World hookworm), 417 nucleotides. RefSeq lists its product as uncharacterized. The record is from RefSeq and is a predicted model, not a curated record. The transcript has a single exon. The coding region runs from base 1 to 417 and encodes 138 amino acids. NCBI's taxonomy places the organism in Eukaryota, Metazoa, Nematoda, Chromadorea, Rhabditida, Ancylostomatidae.
AUGUCUAAAAUACCAAGCCAGCAGGUAGUCAUUGUCGGAAUCGACGCAAAUGCGAAGAUGGGACUCGAACAGCAAUCCGAUGUGCUAGGAAAAUGGUAUUAUGCAGCGGACCGCACGUCGGACAACGGUGACCGUCUGGACGACUUGUGGGAACACACGGGUCUCAUCAUCGUUUCCACGCCUAAGAAGAAUCAUCGACGCCAUCAGCUCACGUGGCAGGGGUCAACCUUUUUAACGCCUGAAGAGCAGCAGAAGCGGAAGAUGAGAACUCUUAAGCUUCAGCUCCACUAUGUUCUGACGAAAAACAUUGCUCAGUCAGAUAUCCGAAAAUCUAGAGUUAUUUGGGACGUCGCGUUCGACUCUGACCACCGUCCAGUUCUUCUCAACUUCACAAUACGGUUCCACAAGAGAAACUGA